AAAUAUGCAAUUGAUAAUCGAGAAAAUCUUCUUAUUGGAGCCAGAGCGGACAAUUAGUGUGUGUGGUUGUUCAGAGGAAUCAACAGGAGUACUAAAGAAGGCAGAAAGUGAAUACAAGGGACGUUGCUCCCUGCUUAUGCGAACCAGAAACCUAAUCUCCACAAUGCAGCAGCAGGAUGUCUUUGACAGGUUGAUAGUUGUGGUUGGGUUUCUCCUCUUCUCUUGUGCGGUUCUAUAUGUUGUCUCGCAACGUAUUGGACUCCUCAAGUUGCAGAGAAAGGUUUCUGCUGCCAUCAAGGCAGGGAUGGCUGGACAAGGAGGGAUGAGACCUCAAACUGCAGAAGAUGCCAUUAAUUUCAUGCAUCUUCAUGAAAAUGUAGUUCCUGAUGUGGAGGUUCCAUUACAAAAUAUGCGUGAUGACCUCUAAUCAC
Telopea speciosissima is the source of this 431-nucleotide messenger RNA. RefSeq lists its product as uncharacterized. Lineage: Eukaryota; Viridiplantae; Streptophyta; Magnoliopsida; Proteales; Proteaceae. Gene Ontology annotation, cellular component: SNARE complex; endoplasmic reticulum. The record is from RefSeq and is a predicted model, not a curated record. Gene Ontology annotation, biological process: retrograde vesicle-mediated transport, Golgi to endoplasmic reticulum. Gene Ontology annotation, molecular function: SNAP receptor activity. Bases 5 to 427 code for a protein of 140 amino acids. The transcript is spliced from 3 exons.